AUGUUGUUACUAUGGAAAAACCUACUGAUAAUGAUGGGAUGGGUUAAUGAGAUCGAAAAGUUUGAUACGAAAGAAGUCUUGACAAAGAAACAGACUGAUUAUAUUGUGAAUGCUCACAACUCAUUUCGUCAAAAGUUCUCGAACGGAAAAGUUUAUCUGAAUGGUGUGCAAUGGCCUCAGGCAAAGAAUAUUUAUAAAUUAGUAAGUCACUCGAGUACAAUUCAAAGUAAAAGCGAUGUAUUAUACAUGAUAUCAAAGUACUGUAAUAUACCAAGUUGAGCCAAACAUGGUUAAAAUAUGUGUAAUAUUAUAUUAUACCUUAUAGACAUACAGAAAACUGAUGGCUUCAGCAGCACAAGAUCAAGUAAAUAGCUGUAGCUUUAACUCGAACCUAGCUCGGUUUGGACAAAAUAUUUGUAUAUUAGACAAGGAUGACCAUGGUAUGUUGUUUUCGGCCAAAAGUAAACGCUAUAUUUAAAAAAUAUGAUCAUUAUGGCAAUUAUUAAGCUGUUCAAAUAAUUAUGUGCCCCCUCUCCAAGCAAAUUUACUAUGAUAAGGAGAAUAUCUUGAACAACCUAAUAUCUCUCGUAAUAAAUAGCCUACUGUUAAAGGCUCAAUUACAAGUUAUAUUACAGAUAAUAUUUAAAAAAAUGUUAUAGACGAUGUAAUUGAAUCAUGCUUCGAUAACUGGUCAAUGAGCGCAAUCAGGUUAAAUCCUCAAACUGAUUUGACAUUUGAUAAGAACAUGUCAUUGUCAAGUAACUUUACUCAGUUAUUGUGGGCCAGAACUACGCUUAUAGGGUGUGGUAUUAAUGACUGUAGAAAGAAUGGCAAAGAUGUUACUAUUUUUCUUUGUAAUUACUUCCCUGCGUAAGUUUAUUUAUAUAAAAACUGGUUUUGUAUUGAUAUAACUCAUAUAUUGAGUACCCAUGGAAGCAAAAAUACUUUCACCAAACGUUAUAAUACAUAUAUAUCAAAAUACUAUACGAGACUAACAUCAAUAAAACCUUAAACUUUAGAGGGAACGUGUUGAAUGAACAAGUGUACGAGCCAGGAAGACGUUGUGUUUAUGAUGAAGACUGUAAUUUGCAUAAAAGUUCUAAAUGUGAAAAGGAAGGGCUAUGUUCAACAACACACGAUCGUGUCAUCGGCGAUCGACUACCAUUCAAAAUUCAAACAGAAUGGGACGAGUUGUAA
Molecule: messenger RNA, 1197 nt
Organism: Bursaphelenchus okinawaensis
Lineage: Eukaryota; Metazoa; Nematoda; Chromadorea; Rhabditida; Aphelenchoididae
Source: the annotation of a GenBank genome assembly